AUGGCUUCAGGCGCGUCGAUCGCAUUGAGAAUGGUCAGGAGACACCCCAAAAUCCGGCAUGUCUUCAAGGUCCUCGUAAACCCAACCGCAUCGUCACUUCUGCAGUCAAAUACAUACCAAUCAAUUCGUGCGAUCUCGACUUCCCGGACAACGCCAGCAGCAAUCGCUACGCACAACAUCACCAGCCCCAAAGACCCACCGAAUUUCUCGCCAGAAUUCACCUACGGCGCGUACCAAGAGACGGGCGCGACGCCCGUGAAACGAAUCCGCUACCCGAAAUUCCAGUCGCUGGAGAGCGAGCGGGCGUUCCGCAAACUCCACCAUGCCGCUGCGUUGCGCUGGCUGGGGUACCAAGGGUACAACAAUGAGGGCGCAGGCGGACACGUCACGGUCCGCGACCCCAUCCUCACGGACCACUUCUGGAUCAACCCGCACGGCAAAUCCUUCUCGUAUAUGAAGCCCGAGGAUCUCGUCCUGAUGAGCCCCAAGGGCGAGGUCGUCGAGGGCGGGAACAUGCAUAGCGUGAAUCCGGCCGGGUGGGUGAUUCACAGCGCGGUGCAUGAGGCCAGACCCGAUGUCGUGGCCGCUGUUCACUGUCACAGUGUGCCAAGUAAGGCAUUUUCAGCACUUGGCUGUCACAUAGAGCCUAUUAACCAGGAUGCAUGUCGAUUCUACAAAGACCACGGCAUCUAUUCCGGCUUUGGCGGGAUCGCCUUCAAGGCGGACGAAGGCCACCACAUCGCCGCCGCUCUGGGCAACACAAAGGGCGUGAUCCUGCAGAACCACGGCCACCUGACGGUUGCAAAGACGGUCGACGGCGCCGCGUUCCUCUUUGGCGCCAUGGAUCGCUGCAUCCAGGCCCAGUUGCUGGCCGACGCCGCGUGCGCAGGCAGGGGCACCAAGACCAUCAAGGUCGCUCACGAGGAGGCCGAGUACUCGCGCAACGUGUACAAUGAUGAGAUGGUGUAUAUCAUGUUUCAAUCUGCGUGA
Messenger RNA from Cladophialophora psammophila CBS 110553, 990 nucleotides. RefSeq lists its product as uncharacterized. Lineage: Eukaryota; Fungi; Ascomycota; Eurotiomycetes; Chaetothyriales; Herpotrichiellaceae. Bases 1 to 990 code for a protein of 329 amino acids. The record is from RefSeq and is a predicted model, not a curated record. Gene Ontology annotation, molecular function: actin filament binding. Gene Ontology annotation, cellular component: cytoskeleton. The transcript is spliced from 3 exons.